Messenger RNA from Scheffersomyces coipomensis, 1176 nucleotides. RefSeq lists its product as uncharacterized. The transcript has a single exon. Lineage: Eukaryota; Fungi; Ascomycota; Pichiomycetes; Serinales; Debaryomycetaceae. The record is from RefSeq and is a predicted model, not a curated record. Bases 1 to 1176 code for a protein of 391 amino acids.
AUGUGGAUUAGAAAACAUCUAGAUGAGGCUCCAUUGAUACCGAUGGGUAGACCUCAGAGCAGUCCAGCCGCCCUACCUAGUAAUACAACUACUACUCAUGAUAUAUUUACAGCCAAAAAGUCACAACCAAAACGAAGGAAGACUAUUCACAUAUAUGGAGAUGAAGGAGCUAUAAUCCAACCUCGAUCUUUGAUCAAGUUAAAUAAAAAGAAAGCAAAUACAUUAAAGGAGAUUGGUGUAAAUAAGCCAAAGGAUAAUAAAGUCAAGAAGAAUUUCGUUGAAGAGCAGGACUCUGCUUCGUUAUUGAAAGUUAUUCCAACUAAGGAUCAAGAAAGUCCAACUAAGAGAUUAUCAGAUUCAGAUAGUGUUGCUGACAGUGAAGAAGAAAUGGAACCAUUAACAAGCUCUUCAUUUCCAUCUAGAAGUUCUACUAUAAGAACCGAGCAUGAAGUUACUGUUAAUACAAGUUUCGUUGAAGAUAAUGAAGAAGUGAUACUAGUAGAAGAAAAUGGAAAUGAUUACAAUGAAGGCAAUAAUUCACAGUUUGAUAGUGAUGAAAGUAUUAUAUAUAAUAUUGAUGAGGACUCAGCUGAACGAAUUAACUACUCUCAAAUGCCUACUUAUCAUCAUGAGGAUGAAGAAUUGAUAAUGUAUGAUGAGAAUCAACAUAGUCCUAUCGAAGGAGAAAUUGAAUCAUACUCUCAACCUGUGGAAAUUGAACUUAUAUCAGAUGAUGAAGAGCCAUUAGACGAGAAUUAUCAAAAUGAAAUGAAAGUGGUUGAAGAAGAAAGUCACUCAAAGCAGGCUGAAGAGGAUGAAUCUGCAGUUGAACCUGAAGAAGGUGUUAACGACAACCAUGACGUAGAGAUAUCAGAACAACAAGAAGAAGACAAUACAGAUAAGGGAUCAGAUAUUCAUGAUUCGGUUAAUACGGAAAUACGGAAUAUAUCUGAAGCAAUAAUAGAAGAAAAUGUUACUGAAUGUCAUAAUGAUUCUGAUAAAGAGAAUACUCCACCAACUGAAUCAAAUCUGACUUCUCAUAAACGACAUCGAGUUGCCAAACAUAAAUCUUUAGCUGAUAUAUGUAAUCAAACAUCUACUACUAAACGAGUUAGAGUUGGAUUAUCGAAAAGAGUUAAAGUUGAUUCAUUACAUAAUUAUUUAUUAAAACCUUAG